UGCUGCCGACAACAACGUCUACUGGUCGAUUAUCGCUUAUUCGAUUUUACUUCAUUCGCUGAGCAGCCUCUGUGGGGCGAAUUUAGAACUAACGGCAAAACCACACAAAUAAAGAUUUGCAAAACGAAAAAAGAUAAGAAAUUCGCGCGGGACUUCAACGCACACAAAAUGUGAACGGUCUUUGCACCGUUGCUCUAAAUUUUAAUUAUACGAAAAUACAAAUACUGUAAAUGAGUGAAUACAAAUGUGUAGAGCGCGCAGCUUCUGCGUCGGCUGCGCGCGUCCCCACCACCACCGACAAGCCGAGCAAACCCUUCUGUUCGCUAGCCUAUAUGGCCAAAUCCACAGCCGCCAUAAAUAGCAGCAAAGAUGUUCGAAUUGUCAAAGGUCCGGGGCACAAUAGCUUUACUGCCGCGCCGAUUGCACCGAAUGUCGCAGCCACAGCGAAGGUGAGUGAACGUGGCUCGCCAGGGUUGCCCACGGGUGCUGCAACUGCCGUAAGUGGACACGAAAGCAAAAAUAGACUCGAAGCAAAGGAGGCUUCGUCGGAGGUUGUAGUCAAUGGUCAUGCCAAGGAUACACCAGAAGACGUCAACAACUGCUCGUCCAGUAUAACCGAAGUUUUCGGAGUAAUCAAUGAAGAGGGCACUACUCCAGCCGCUGAUCAAGUGGAUGGCGUCAAUAUACGCCGUCCAUGGGAGUUGGGCACGCAUAAUGGUUAUGUACAACGCAUUCCCCCCUCACUAAUGACACCUGCGAAUACACAAAAUGGCUUCCAAAAUGGCCCUAGUGCUCUAAAUUCGUUGUCGAAGUUAAACAGCUUGGAUUGCUGGGACUAUACUAUAGAAUUGGAGUGUCUUAACGGUCCACAAGACUUGCAACUCGCGGCUGAGCUUGGCAAGACACUACUCGAGCGAAAUAAAGAGCUGGAGACGCUGGUCAAGGAACUGAAGGGUACCAUCGAUGAGCAACAACAGGAAAUUGUGUACUUGAAGAAGCAUGCAAAUGCCCUGCGUGAGGUCAAUGAUACGCGUCUCAAGGUGUAUGAACAACUGGACCUGGGCAUACAGGAUAUGGAGCGGUCCAACCAUCGUCUGACCGCCGAGAAUAACAGCGAUAAGAAGCAUAUUAAAACGCUUGUACAAACUAUCGAAGCGCUUGAGGCGCGUCAGGAGGAGCUUAAUAAGCAAAUUGAUGAGCUGCGGCAAUCGCUGACGAUGGAGCGGCGAAAAAAUGAACGUCUCUCGAGUGCCAAUGAGCGACGCAACACCGCUGCCAACGAGUCAAGCCGAAGUAGUAACGGUGUGUUAAAUAGUGUCGCCGUUAAGGAGUCGUCGUCAACGAAUAAAGGCAACGAUAGCGGUAGUGAACGAGGCUAUGAACCCAGUACCACAGCGCCAGAAAACUGUAGCUUCGAAUUCGGUACUUCGGCGCAACCAGAAAGCAAAGCCAACUCGACCAGCAUCGGCGUCAAUCAAAGUAAUGAAAAUUCGAUGGGACUGAGCGACUUAGUUUGCAACGCCGAUGAUAGUGAAGAGAUUAUAAAGCUCGUCAAUGACUUGGAAAUGAUGAAGAAGGCGUUCUUGGCUGAGCAGCAGCGUUGCACUGAGCUAGAGGAGCAAUUGGUGGCCAUAAUACAAGAGAAUCAAAUGCUGCAAAGCCGUUUGGCGAGCAAUAGUCCAAAUGAGGAGAUGCGCUCAAUGCAGGAGGAACUGUCCGUUUUGGAUGAAGUAAGGGAAGGCAAAAUGUGCAGUCGCUGUAUGCGCGUGCUGGAUGAUCCGGACACCAUUGGCGACGAGCAGUUAUCUCUUGCGCCCACUGAUGAUUACCAGGAUGAAGAGCGUAGCCUCCUCGAUAAUGCCAGCGAGUGCUCGCAGGCCAUCUAUCGUCCCGGGGUAUCGAUUAAGGUCGCUCAACGCAUAGCCGACUCCUUGGAUUUGAAUAUGCCCAGCAGCAGCCCGAAUCCGUACCGUGAAUUGGUAGAGAAAUACGAGGCUUUGCUCGAGGUACAAUGCUCGGCGAUCGUGCGUAAAAAUACCAGCUCAGGUGGCGGAGACGGCAUGUCACUUGCCGAUGAGUUCCAGUCGUCUGGCGAAUUUAGUCAGUCACAAAAAUCGCAUACACCAUCUUCCGUCGCACGCGAGAACAUGAAUACAGUCGAUGAUGGUGGCGCCGUAGGUGGUGACAGCACAGCUAAUGGUAGUGCACAAAAUGGCGGUGAUGCCAGCUUAACGCUGUCUCAAGAUGCCGAUAAUAGUGCUGGCAAAGUAGGAAAUGAAAGCGCAAAAGAUUUGCGUGGUCGUACACCUACAGAAUACUCAGAGACCGGGACUACAUCCUCUGGAUAUGCGGAUGAGACUAGCAAUAAAUGUACACAGACGGAAAAUCGACCCGGCUCAUUCCUUUGUACCAUAGGCGACGGCGAAAUGUGUAAGUUUAGCAUUUACGAUGACGCCAGUCCCAUUGACUCGCAUUUCCGCAAUAGACCCGAGUACAAGGAGCUGUUCAAGGAGAUUUUCGCUGUACUCAAGAAGGCGGCCACAAAUAAGGAAGAGGGCGAAAAGUUGCCAUUGCUCGAUGAUACGGAGCCCGCUGCAGCUGCCGCGUGCACAGCUAUCGCCAAGGUGCCACCAGUAACGCCAGCCAAUGAAGAACUGCCAAUUGAUUUCGGUGAUGACGCUCAGAGUAUUAUUUCGUCAGCGGUAUCCGAGCAAUCGUUCGCCAUGUCAGAGUGCAUAACCAAGUUGGAGCGAAAGACGGCAAAGAAGCACAUUAUCGAGAAGAAUCAAGAAAACCAGCCGCCCAUGCAUGUGGGCGCUUCCAUCACCACAGUGGUUGUGGCAGGUCAGUCACCGAUCGUUGAGAACGGUCGCGUUUUAACACCGCUCAAGCGCGAGCCACUCGAAUAUCUAUCAGUGGGUGUGGGUAUUAAGAAGAAAAAUCGUCGCAAGAACCGCAAUUUUGGCAAUGACCGCCCUGAGUCGCCGGCUGUGCUACCCUCACCGCCACGAUUCUUCAUUGCAAGCGGCAAAAAACGCCGUGACGUACGUCCAUACGUGCAAUCGCCAUUGGCAAGCACCACCUCCACCGCCGCCGAACAGCCACGCUCCUCACGAAGCACUGGCGGUGCACGUUACGAAUGGAAUGGCAGCUCGAUGGUCAUAUACAAUCGCAGUUUGAAUUCGCCGGGCACACCCGCCACCUCCUUGCACGGACGUGAAAUGGAUUUCAGCAAUCUCGAAUAUCGACCCAGCUUCCUGUCGAUGGAGCUCAAUCAGCUGAAAAACCUGGAGAAGUCAUAUGCCGAGGUGCUGCGUACAGCAGACAGUUGCAAGCACGACCACUGCCGGUCAGCGUCGCAUCAUCAUCAUCAUCACCACCAUCAUCAUCAGCAGCAGCAACUACAGCAACAGAAGCAACACAAACAACAAAAACAACAGCGAAACCGCAAAACCUAAGCGACGCUAGGCAGAAAAGAGAGCACUUGAGGUUCCAUCACCCCCUCAAAAGUCUGCUCACAAUUUAGUUUUCGCUAAAUACACACAACAAACACACACAUAUAUAUACAUACAUAAAUAAAUAAAUACAUACAAACAGAAGUAAGAAGCUGAACAUACAUAUACACGUAUGUACGAGUAUAUGUUGAAGCGUACCAGUCCAUAUUAGUAAUUGAAUAGUUUAAAAAGUAAACAGUUUGCCCCCACCCAACCAACCAAGAGAUAAGCAGAGAGAAGGAGAGAAGAAUAACCAGAGUUAAGAAAGACAGCAACAAAAGUAAAACACAAAAAACUGUAACUAAAACUAACGUUAAUCAAUAAUUAAAGAAAUAUUUUCAAAAUUUUUGUCCUAAAUAUACGUAUAUACACAUAAACAUACAUACAUGCAUACACAGAUAUGACUUACUAUUUAUACACGUAUAACUAAUAAUUAUGUAAUUAUGUUUCCUAUUGAAUGUAUUCACCGUUAACACCGUAAAAUGUCACAAAUAGCUUAAUGAAAUAAUUCCAAAAGCAAUGUUAGCGGCAUUGCCCCAUCCAAGAGAUCCGAGAGUAUUUCAAUUUUGACAAGAAGAAAAAAAA
Molecule: messenger RNA, 4079 nt
Organism: Ceratitis capitata (Mediterranean fruit fly)
Lineage: Eukaryota; Metazoa; Arthropoda; Insecta; Diptera; Tephritidae
Gene: centrocortin
Exons: 9
Coding region: 231-3458 (1075 amino acids)
Source: RefSeq, a predicted model, not a curated record